AAGCCCACUUUUUCUAACCAGCCUUCUGUAAAACAUUAAAUUAAGAUAUCAGAUUCUCUGCUUUCAUUUGGUCGCCAUUACCUCCAACGCUGAACAUAAUGGUGACCCCUAGUUUAAAUCGCGGUUAAUCUCAGUACUUUAAAGCGAAUCGCUAGUAAAUUUAGUAAAAUUUGCGAGCCGGUACGUCGAGGAAUCGCCGCGUAUCCUGAUUUAGGCCGGGAGAGCAACGUUACCACGUAGGCAGCAACCGCGUGGGGCUCCGCCGACCUGAAGAAGCUGAAGAGGUGACUAGGAGGCGACCACACCACUCGAUCGAGCGGCCUGAGCCAACGCGACAGGCGCCGACCGAGCCACCAAAGCGGGACCACGUGCGUGGCACCGCAGCCGCAGCAGGGAACGGCUACCGCAAGUACCAAAGGGACCACGUGGGUGGUACCACACCAGAGGCAGAAGGAGCGCCCAAGCGAGGGCAAUCACCAAGCUACGCCACGCGCACGAGCAUCAAUCGAGAAGGCAAGUGAGCUGGCAUUCCCUAACCUAUCUACCAAAUCUCCCUACCAAAUUUAAUUGUAAUCGAUUUAUUUCCUACAAAUUGUAAAUUGUAAUCGUUCUUAAUCAUGUUAGAAACUUCCAAAAACACUCUAGAAGAGUUAGAAAUUAGGCAGUUAAAAAAUAGACGAGGUGUCUGUAAGCGAAAAUUAACUGUAUUUAAUAAAUUUAUAGAAAGAAUCGACUCAAGUGCAUUGACGGCCGAAAUAAUUGUAGACAUAAGCUUAAGACUAGAACAAUUACCAAAGUUAUACAAUGAUUUCUCUGAGAUACAGGACCGGAUCGAGACACUGUGCAGCGACGAAGGGGACAUCGAAGCCCACGAGGCCGAGCGUAUGUCAUUUGAGGACACAUUUUACCGACUUAGCGCUAAGGGCAAGCUGCUGGCGAAGGUAGAUACCGAUUCAACACCAAAUGACCAUAUUCCGCAAGCCCCGCCGCAGCAACCCCUCGGUGAGUCGAUAAAAUAUCCCGAAAUUAGCCUCCCUAGCUUCGACGGAGACCUAACACAGUGGCUGCAAUUUCGAGACACAUUUGAUGCCCUAGUCAACCAAGCUAGCUUAGCACCGAUCGUAAAAUAUAAGUACCUACGCAGUUGUUUACAAGACGGCGCACUUGAGGUAAUUAGUUCGCUCGAUUUCUCCGAGGACGCGUACAUGCUCGCGUGGCAGAUGCUUUGUGAACGUUAUAAUAAUCCUAAACGUUUAGUCACCAACCACAUGCGAGCCUUGUUCGACGUGGAACCGGUACCGUCAACUCCUUCGGGUCUAAGAGGUCUGUGCGAUAAUAUUUCCAAACAUUUGAGAUCUUUGCGCUCAUUAAAUGUACCUACCGAAAAUUGGGAUCUCGCAAUUAUUCACAUGUUAGUUAAAAAGUUAGACAGUCGAUUGCAAUCAAAGUGGGAAAACAGUGUUGAUUUGAGAAAAUUGCCUUCGUUGCAGGAUUUCAAAACCUUCCUAAAGAACCGAGCUGACCGGCUGGAAGCGACCAGCCCAGCAGUACCAUCGGACGCACCCAGCACUUCCAAGAAGGCCAUGGUAACCACGUCCGAACCUAUCAAGGUAACCUCCAAACAGUUUAAAUGUAACCAGUGUCCGUAUUGUUCGAGUACGCAUUAUAUUAAUCAGUGUCCAAAGUUUAGUGCAUUAAACGUUAUCGCGCGCAUCCGAGCCGUGAAUAAAUUACGAUUAUGCUUUAAUUGUUUGUCCGGAACGCAUGUCUUAACAAACUGCAGGGCCAGUACAUGUCGAGUAUGUAAGGGCAAGCAUCAUACGUUACUACACAAACCAAAUACCAACACUCAUGUAGGUAGUAACCCCGUACCAACGCGAUUACCAAUAUCAACGUUAAUCGACGAACAACCGAGUUCUAGUCAAAUCGAGACUACCUUGUCGAAUAACACUUUAAUCGAAAAACAAAUAAACAAUGCGCGAAAUAGGUCAGUUUUCCUUACAACAGCCCAAGUGCUCGUUAGGGAUAAGCAUAACAAUGUGCAUAAAAUGAAGGCAUUUUUAGACAAUGGCUCGCAAGAAAAUUUCAUUACCGAAAACGCGGCCAAAAAGUUACAAUUAAACAAGGAACAACUUGCCUUAAAUGUCAUAGGUUUCAAUGAAAAAGUGUCUAGCCUUUUAGAAUCGUGUGACGUAACAUUGCAUUCCUUAGACGGAACCUUUACAACGAAUUUGUCCUGUUUUAUUACGCCUAUAAUUUGUACUACCAACAUUUUAAUACCAAACGUGCAACGUUGGCACAUUCCGUCGCGUUAUAAAUUAGCUGAUGACGAGUUUAACUUAGCUCAAGAUGUAGAUUUGCUUAUCGGUGGGGAGAUAUUCUUUGAUUUACUUCUUACCGGUAAAUACAAGCUCGGGCCCGGAUUACCGGUUCUGAGACGCUCGCGAUUAGGAUGGAUAGUCACGGGUUCCGUACAAAAAAAAACCGAGUCUGCCAUUCAAUGUAAAGUUACAGUAGAAACUCAAUUAAAAAAGUUUUGGGAAAUAGAGGAGGGUUCCGCACCAAAUUUACCCUAUGAUGAAAAACAAUGUGAGGAUAUAUUUCUGAAAACUCACACUCACAACUCUGAGGGUAAUUUCGAAAUAGAACUUCCAUUAAAGCAGCCACCUACCAAGUUAGGUCAAUCUAGGCACAUAGCAUAUCGGAGGUUCAAAACAUUAGAAUCCAAGUUCGAGCGGAACCCCGAAUUUAAAGAUAAAUAUGUGAAUUUCAUGCGCGAGUUCGAACAAGCUGGCCAUAUGAUUCAAUUACAAGAUAAUUAUGAUGGCCCAUGUAAUUUUCUACCCCACCAAGCUGUUUUUCGCGACUCCCCCUCAACCCCUAUUCGAAUUGUUUUCGACUGCUCAUGCAGAACUGAUAACGGCAUUUCUUUGAAUGAUAUCCAAUACAAAGGCUCAAUAAUACAGGACGAACUCAUAAAUAUACUUCUACGAUUCCGAAAAUACCAAUAUGUUAUUAACGCUGACAUACAAAAAAUGUACAGAUGUAUUUAUGUUAAACCAAAUCAACAAUACCUACAAUGCAUAUUUUGGCGGGAAAAUACUCACCAACGACUCCAAAUUUAUAUGCUGACCACAUUAAGUUUCGGCUUAAAGUCAGCACCACAUAUUGCAACCAGAUGUUUGUUACAAUUGUCAAACGAAAACCAACACACAUUUCCAGCAGCUGCAGAGGCCAUAGCGAACCAGUUCUACAUGGACGAUUUUAUCGCCGGCGGCGACGACGAGAAUCAGGUAGCUGAAACUGCAUCACAGGUGAACGAGAUCCUGCGGGGAGCCAACUUCACGCUGCGGAAAUGGAAGUCCAAUUCCGAAGUCAUCAUAAAACGGGUGAGCGAAACACACACACACCAAAACACACACACAACCGAAUUUGGAGAUAAAACACAUAAGGUCCUGGGUUUAGCGUGGUCUAGUGACUCAGAUGAGCUUAUGUAUACCAUUAAAGAAAACCAAAUUUCACACCCAAUCACCAAAAGAAAGGUACUAGGGGUAAUUUCGUCCAUUUUCGACCCCCUAGGCUUGACGGGACCAGUAAUUGUAGUAGCCAAAAUAUUUAUUCAAAAAUUAUUUAAGGCUCAAUUAGAUUGGGAUACCGAAUUAACACAAGACUUGAUCCAAGAAUGGAACACAUUCUAUCGAGACUUGUUUUUAUUAAACCAAUUGAAAAUUUCGAGAUGUACAGUCAUACCCAAUUAUGUAACGAUACAAAUUCAUGGGUUCUGUGACAGUAGUAUUAAAGCCUAUGGCGCUGCCAUCUAUAUACGAUCAAGCGAUAGAGUAGGAAACGUACAAGUUCACCUACUUUACUCAAAAUCAAAAAUAAGUCCAAUACAACCCCAAACUAUUCCAAAUUUGGAACUUUGUUCCAGUUUACUGCUCGCGACACAUGUCGACAAAAUAAAACGAGCAUUAAAAUGUGACGUUUCCGGAAUCAACCUGUGGUCAGAUUCAAAAAUAACAUUAUGUUGGAUAAAAAAUAGUAACCCUAAAUUAACUUGUUUUGUUAGUAACAGAGUCACAAAAGUAUUAUCACUUACAAACAAGCACGAGUGGUCAUGGGUCCGCUCGGAGGAUAACCCCGCCGACCUUUUGUCCCGAGGGGUAGCACCAGGCAAGCUGGAAACCAACCAGUUAUGGUGGUCUGGGCCGGCGUGGUUGACCCAAAGUCCGGACACAUGGCCGACCCACGAUUCUGAGUCACUAAAUCAUGCACCCGAGGCCGAGAGCGACGUAAACAUAACUCUCACCUUGGCUAUUAGCACAGAAUCUAACGACACGAUACAAUAUCUUUUCCACAGGUGGUCAAGCGAUAAAACACUUAUUCAUGUAUUAGCAUACAUACUUCGAUUUAUAUAUAAUACAAAAAAUAAAACUCGAACAAUUAAUCCAAAUAAUAAAUUAUCAGGACCAUUGUCCGUAGAAGAAUUAAAAAAAUCGGAUCACGCAUUAAUUAGACAUGCACAAAUGGAAUCAUUCCCACACGAAUAUAAAUUAUUGCAAAACAAUAAACCGGUUCUUAACAAAUCAAAAAUAUUAUCUUUACACCCAUUCAUGAAGGACGGACUCGUUCGCGUAGGCGGACGAAUCGGUCUUUCGCAUUAUGCAUAUGAAAAAAAACAUCCUUUAAUAUUAAGUCACGAGCACGCGCUUACCAAACUACUGAUGGCAAACGCACAUAUACGUACUCUGCACGCUGGCCCUCAGUUAUUACUUUCAACUAUUCGCGAGCGCAUCUGGCCAACAAAAGGUAGGAUGUUAGCCUCGAAAAUUGUAAAUAAAUGCGUUCCGUGUUUUAGAGCAAAUCCAAAGACUACUAACCCUAUAAUGGGAAACUUACCCCCCUCAAGGGUAAAUCCUUCCCCCCCCUUUGCUAUCACGGGUAUCGAUUAUGGAGGACCUUAUAACAUUAGAGAUAGGACAGGGCGUGGUUACAAGGUCUCUAAGUGCUAUAUAGCAGUGUUUAUUUGUUUUGCAACAAAGGCAAUUCAUCUCGAAUUAAUUACAGGGCUCGAGUCAGCCAAUUUCCUGGCGGCGCUGCGACGAUUCAUCGCCAGGAGAGGUAAACCGAAGGAGUUGGACUUCUGGCGGCGCUGGUCACGUGACUACAUCGGAACGCUGCAGGAACGCACGAAGUGGAGGAGCGCGCGCGGCCCAAGCCUCGCAGUCGACACCGUCGUCCUGGUACGAGACGAGCGUCUGCCGCCCUGCCGGUGGAGGCUGGGCAAGAUCGUCGCGACGCAGCCGGGCCGGGAUGGCGUCACCAGGGUGGCCGUCAUCCGAACCGCCAGAGGGGACAUCCAACGCGCGUUCAAUAACAUUUGUCCAUUACCUACUUCGGGUGAAGUCAUAUAAGUAGUAAAUACCUACCAACAGUACCAACCUAAUGUAAAGUUCAAAUAAUUAUAACUAAGUGUCUAAUAAGUAUAAUUAAGUACCUAAAUUACCUUACUUACCUAGUACCUAUGUACAUAAUUAGAAUACCUACUCCCUAUUUAAAAUAAAAAUCAUUUC
This is a messenger RNA of Cydia strobilella, 5573 nucleotides long. RefSeq lists its product as uncharacterized. Gene Ontology annotation, molecular function: nucleic acid binding. The record is from RefSeq and is a predicted model, not a curated record. The transcript has 2 exons. Bases 618 to 5414 code for a protein of 1598 amino acids. NCBI's taxonomy places the organism in Eukaryota, Metazoa, Arthropoda, Insecta, Lepidoptera, Tortricidae. Gene Ontology annotation, biological process: DNA integration.